Messenger RNA from Lates calcarifer (barramundi perch), 3141 nucleotides. RefSeq names its product sphingosine-1-phosphate phosphatase 1. The transcript is spliced from 3 exons. NCBI's taxonomy places the organism in Eukaryota, Metazoa, Chordata, Actinopteri, Centropomidae. Gene Ontology annotation, molecular function: sphingosine-1-phosphate phosphatase activity. Bases 372 to 1694 code for a protein of 440 amino acids. The record is from RefSeq and is a predicted model, not a curated record. Gene Ontology annotation, biological process: phospholipid dephosphorylation; sphingosine metabolic process. Gene Ontology annotation, cellular component: endoplasmic reticulum membrane.
CGGAACAAGCAAAAGCGCUGAAGAAGAAGAAGCAGCAGCAGAGUGAGAUAGGAGUAACGGCCUGACGCAGUCAGCGGCUGCUGGUCUGAAUUUGGAUUCACCGUGAAGUAAUGGUUAACUCUAACGGACUUUGGAUGCUGCCGUCCAAAACUUCCACGCGGGACGGUGUUUUGAAUACUGUAACCAGGUAGAAGUUAGGUGUAGCUCCUCCGAGCCGUUGGCUCAAUCAUUGUGUUCUUGUUUGGUUAAACGGGAAUGCAACGGCCGCCGAGCUGCACUUCUCCUUAAAAGCUCAGUCAGAUAAACAUGCUAUCUAAGUCUUCACGCUGACAGCAGAGUUGUGUAUUUUAAACUAACGAGCAUUUGAAGUCAUGGCGACCGACUUUGUAAAGACGUUUGUACAGAUGUGCAAUUAUCUCCAAGAGCCGCGCCAUGUCGCGAGGUUUCAAAAUUUCUGCGGUGUUAGAGGAACGUUUCCGGACAAAGCGACCAAGCCGGAGAGCGGACAGUCAGAGCCGGACUGUCCCGGGCUGAGGAAGAGGGUCCAAAGUUCAGAUGUGGGGAAUGGAGCAGCCGGAGAUGCCGCCGCCGCGCCGCAGGUUAACGGGAUGCAGGGUGACAUUACCGCGCGGCCUGACGGUUCAUCAGCAGCAGCAGCAGCUAAUGUCGACACGACCAGAGCCAAACCCCUCCGGAGAAACUCCCUGACCGGGGACAUGGGUCAAGAGUUCCUGAUCCAUAACAAGUUCCUUUUCUACCUGUUCACGUUUGGGACCGAGCUGGGCAAUGAGAUGUUCUUCAUCGUCUUUUUCCCCUUCCUCUUCUGGAACAUCGACGCCCUGGUCAGCCGGAGACUCAUCGUGGUCUGGGCCUGGAACCUGUUCGUGGGACAGUCCACCAAGGAUAUGGUCCGCUGGUCCCGGCCGGCCUCCCCGCCGGUGGUGAAGGUGGAGGUCUUCUACAACUCCGAGUACAGCAUGCCCUCUACACACGCCAUGACAGGGACGGCCAUACCUUUCUGUCUCUUCAUGCUGACCUACGGACGGUGGCAGUACCCCUUCCUCUUUGGUUUUUGUGUGGCUCUCAGCUGGAGUGUCCUGGUCUGUGUGAGCAGAGUCUACAUGGGGAUGCACUCUAUUCUGGAGGUAAUCACUGGCUUCCUGUACAGCCUUCUCAUUCUGGCCUUCUUUCAGCCAAUUUUGGACAAGAUCGACACCUUCUACAUGAUGGGCCACUAUGCUCCCCUUGCUAUUAUUGUCUCACAUGUGAGCCUGGGACUUGUUGCUUUCUCCUUGGAUUCCUGGAGCACUUCUCGGGGUGAUACGGCUCAGGCCCUGGGCACUGGGGUGGGAGCUGCUCUGGCCACCCACGUGAACUAUCAGCUGGGGCUGAUGCUGGAUCCGCCGCUGUCCUCACUUCCCCUAACUUUACCAUCACUCAGCACCGGCUUGGUGGUUCGCUCCCUGCUGCGCUUCCUCAUCGGGGUCGUCGUCCUCCUCAUCACGAGGAUGGUUAUGAAAGCGAUGACUAUUCCCUUCUUAUGUCGACUCUUUGGGCUGCCCACAGAUGAUGUAAGACGGGCGAGGCAGCUCAUGAGAGUAGAGUUGCCGUACCGUUACAUUGUCUACAGUGUUGUGGGUUUUAGUUGUGUAUGUGUGGUGCCUCUCCUCUUUAGGAUCUUAAACCUUGCCUGAGUGUUGUGUUCAAACUGUCAAUGUACUGCUGACAUGUUCACCUACAUGGUGAAGGCAAAUGGCACUUAGUUACAUGCAGAUAAACACUCUGUUUCUGCACAGCAGAAACUGACUUAAAGGAUUAAUCUGAUUAUAUUCUAUAUUCUCUUUCUUAUUUUCAACAAAUCCCACGAAAAGACCAAAAUCAACAGUAAAUGUGUCAAAGCCUGACAUAGCUCAUUCCACAGAGCUUCAUUGUUGUCUAUUAAAGAAGACAUCAAUGAGCCACACAGCUGCACUGGUGAUAUGUUUAUUCAUUACAAUGAAAACAAUCACCCUAGUUUAUUUUGAUUCACAUAUGCCGUCAUUUUGCUGUAAACACUCCAAAAAAAAAAAAAGAAGUAAUAAUCCACAGCUCAAAAUAGUCCCUAACAAAUUAGCAAUUUACUCCAGUUUGAGCAUCGCAGGCUAAAAACUGUAGUGUCCGACAGCUUUAGGAAAUGACUUAGUCUUUUUUUUUAAGGAUUAAAGUAUAUGAUAUAUUAAAGUAUUUGUGACCUACAUCUUCAGUAGGAACCAGUGGGCCUGGGGCUCAGAUCCACAAACUGGGAGUCAGAAAGUGUCCAGAGACAGACUGGCCUUUUGAUGACAGGAUCAAAAAUAUAGAAUAUCACCUGACUGAUCCUUUAAGCUCCUGCUGUGGUCGACACAUUAUAGUGUUAACUGGAACUUUGCAAAUAUAAAAUCUGAUGUACUGCAAUGACACUUGUGUUCAUUACUGAGGAGAAGCUGUUGUACAUUUCCAUAAUUUGAGUAAAAUAUAUAAUAAGAUGUUAUUGGAGAAUUCCAUGCGCUAAGAAUGAACCAAACCAUGAAUCAGUGUGGAGUCACUUCACUUAUCAUUUGUUGCCAUGUUCAAAUGCAAAACAGCCUGUAAGCAACAAAAUACUGUAAGUAUUUAAGAUGACAGGUGUCAGGGUAGUUGCCGAUCUCUAUUUAAGUCUGGAAGACUUUUUCUCUUUGAGCAGGUCUGUUGUUUUAUUACUGUUUUUUUUGUUUUUUUGUUUUUUUUUAACGUUACCAUAGUAAGCAUUAUCCUGAUGCCUUCUUUUUGUACCUUUCUUGUCUGACAAAAUUGUUUGUUUGUAAUUUUGGCACAAAUGUAAAUUAAGUGCUCUCUUAAAUAAUUAUUUGAAAGUAUAGAAUAGAAUUAAGAAAAACAAAUAUUUUUGAUAAAUUAUUUUAUCAUCUUAAGUAUUUUGAGCUGAAGUAUUGCUCUUAAAAAAAGAAAUCUAAAUAUAUUAAUAUUAAAAUUUCCAGAAACAUUUCAGCUGUCUUUAUACUACAGUAUGUGAAAACACUGACCCUAACUCUCGCCUAAAUGUAAUUGAUUGUUUUUUUUUUCCCUGUUGUGUUGUUGUAAUAAUGGUUUACUCUAAUGGUCAUCUCAGAAUAUGAAUGCCAGAGC